Messenger RNA from Paramecium pentaurelia, 979 nucleotides. NCBI's taxonomy places the organism in Eukaryota, Ciliophora, Oligohymenophorea, Peniculida, Parameciidae. The record is from the annotation of a GenBank genome assembly.
AUGUAAAGAAUUAUCCUCACAAUUGAGUCAAUUGGGCAAUCACAAUAGAUCAAAUCAAUCAAAACAACCAAUCUUUUAAUAAAAAAUAAACUAGCACUUUUUCCAACAUUUUUGAGAAUCUCCAAAAAACUCUAAAUUCUUCAUAAUAAUAAAGUAUUUUCAAAUAUUUUUAGCAAGAAUAACCAUAUUAGCCUUUUACAUAAAAUUACAAUAAAGGUUUAUUAAAAGAUAACAAAACUUAUCCUUCAUAUGCUAAAUAAAAAGGAUAAAAGAUAGUAGAAUUUUAAAUACUUAAUAAAUAAUAUGAAAAUUAAAAUAAUGGAAAUAAUAACUUUCACUAUUCAAUAUUUAAAAAUAAAUAAUAAUCAAUUUCAAAUCAACUUCUAUAUGAACCUUUUGAUUAUAAUAUCAAUUAAUAAUAAAAUAAAAUUAAGCAGUCUGCCUAAACAUUGUCUAAUUUUUAAGACCAAUAGAUUAAUGAUAAUAAAUCAUAAUUAGAUUUAUCAUAAAUUAGUUCAAAGUAUAUAAAAUUAAAACUUUAGGUCUAUUGGCCCACAUUAAGUAAAACUAACUUUAAAUUUGUUGAAUCUUUUAUUAAUAGAAUAUGAAUAAACAUUAAAACUCAUGAUAAAAGUGUAAAAUAUCUAGCAUUAAUGGAUGGUGAUAAAAAAUAUCUCAUGUUCAAAAAGAUACUUAAAUUAAAAUAUGGGACAAGUAAAAUAUAAAUUUUAAAUCAUAGAUGAACAAGACAAUUAAAAAUUACUCUUAAGAAACAUUAGGAUUAUGUACUAUGUAUAGUACUUUCAAAAAUAAGAAUUAUUCAAGUGGAUCUGUAGAUUAAACAGGUCAUCUGUGGAAUCAAUGUCCAUUUUGGAAAUAAAUCCAUAUUUGUGAAGGACAUGAAGAUAGAAUAAAAUGUUUAUAAUUUUUUGGAAACUUUAUAGCAUCAGGAUCAGAUGACACAUAUGUUAAAUUUUGA